AUGCUCUUUGCUGCGACUGUGGUUCUUGUCCACGCCCUCAGCGUGGCAUAUGCUCUCAACUAUGCUGGUGCCAUCCAGACCGGCGUCGUCGGCCUCGACCCUCGUGGCUGGUCGCCCGUGCCGACGCCGGCCCCAUACUAUCACCUCUAUCGCCGCCGGCUGCAGAAGAAGGACCUGACAGACACAUGUGCCUUGGUCAAUGACGCGCCGCUGACCUGUCCCUUGGGCCAGUACUGCGCCUACAAUUCCGGCAUCCACUUCAUGGGAUGUUGCUCGGUCGACGCGGCUGGCAACUUCGUCAGCGAUUGCUUCUACACGACCAGCUGUGUCGAUCUGGCCGCAAGUUCCUCUAUCUGCGGAACGUCCACUGGGUGCCUUGGAGUGCAAGUGGGCGUCUGUGGGGGAAACACGGAUUAUCCAGAAUGCUUGACCAUCGUGCUCUACUAUGGAGCCAUUGACUCCUACACGACCUAUCGGUGUGGUCCGUCAGCAGCAUUUGUGAGUGCAAGCGUACCACCCCCAUCGUCUUCAACGACAAUAGCGACGACGCCUACUAGCACACCGGCAACGACGACCACUCCUCCUCCUACGACUAACACACCUUCCCCCUCGAGGACAUCGUCCUCUCCCCCGUCAACGACUACCUCACCUACCAUUACGUCCUCUUCUGGACAUAGCCAUACUGGUGCGAUCGUGGGCGGCGCGGUGGGCGGGGUGGCAGGUGUGCUGAUCAUCGCUGGCAUCAUUGGGUUCAUCAUCUACAGGAUCCGCGUGAAGAGACGUGAGGCAGAGUACGCCGACGAUGCGCCAGAGAUCCCUGGUACCGCCCAUGUGCCCAAAUAG
This is a messenger RNA of Fonsecaea erecta, 843 nucleotides long. RefSeq lists its product as hypothetical. NCBI's taxonomy places the organism in Eukaryota, Fungi, Ascomycota, Eurotiomycetes, Chaetothyriales, Herpotrichiellaceae. Bases 1 to 843 code for a protein of 280 amino acids. The record is from RefSeq and is a predicted model, not a curated record. The transcript is spliced from 2 exons.